Messenger RNA from Williopsis jadinii, 1761 nucleotides. RefSeq names its product dihydroxy-acid dehydratase ILV3 (gene ILV3). Gene Ontology annotation, cellular component: mitochondrion. Gene Ontology annotation, molecular function: dihydroxy-acid dehydratase activity. The transcript has 2 exons. Lineage: Eukaryota; Fungi; Ascomycota; Saccharomycetes; Phaffomycetales; Wickerhamomycetaceae. The record is from RefSeq and is a predicted model, not a curated record. The coding region runs from base 1 to 1761 and encodes 586 amino acids. Gene Ontology annotation, biological process: branched-chain amino acid biosynthetic process.
AUGAUUGCGAGAGCUGCUGCUGCCAGAAGAGCAUUCCACUCUUCCACUAGAAACAAUGAGAAAGUGCUGAAUAAGUACUCAAAGAUCAUCACGCAACCAAAGGACCAAGGAGCUUCGCAAGCGAUGCUCUAUGCGACCGGGUUCAAGAAGGACGACUUCAACAAAGGGCAAGUCGGUGUCGGGUCCGUGUGGUGGUCCGGUAACCCGUGUAACAUGCACUUGCUCGAGUUGAACUUUAGAUGUUCACAGUCUGUCAACGAGGCUGGGCUGAAGGCGAUGCAGUUCAACUCCAUUGGUGUCUCUGAUGGUAUCUCCAUGGGUACCGAUGGUAUGCGUUACUCCCUGCAGUCCCGUGAGAUCAUUGCGGACUCUUUUGAAACAAUCAUGUUGGCUCAGCACUACGAUGCUAACAUCUCCAUCCCAUCCUGUGACAAGAACAUGCCUGGUGUCUUGAUGGCCAUGGGCAGACACAACAGACCUUCCAUCAUGGUGUACGGUGGUUCUAUCUUGCCAGGGUUCGCCAAGUGUGGUACCAGUGAGCCACAGAAGAUCGAUUUGGUGUCUGCGUUCCAAUCAUACGGUCAAUACAUCUCAAACCAGAUCACCGAGGAAGUUAGAGAAGAGAUUGUGUCGCACGCUUGUCCAGGUCCAGGUUCAUGUGGUGGUAUGUACACUGCCAACACCAUGGCCUCUGCAGCCGAGGUGUUGGGUAUGACUAUGCCAAACUCUUCGUCUGCAGUUGCAGUUUCAAAGGAGAAGCUUGAAGAAUGUGCCAACAUUGGUGAGGCAAUCAAGAACUUGAUUGCCUUGGACUUGAAACCAAGAGAUAUCAUGACAAAGGAAGCAUUCAAGAACGCAAUCACCUACGUCAUCGCCACUGGUGGUUCUACAAACGCCUGUCUCCAUUUGAUUGCCGUUGCUCACAGUGCCGGUGUCGAGCUUACAUUGGACGAGUUCCAGGCCAUUUCUGACAAGACUCCGUUCCUCGCUGACUUCAAGCCAUCUGGUAAGUACGUCAUGGCAGAGUUGGCUCAAUAUGGUGGUACACAGGCCGUGAUGAAGUACUUGCUCAGUGAAGGAAUGCUCAACGGUGACUGUUUGACCGUCACUGGUAAGACCAUGGCUGAGAACCUGGAGAAGUCCGAAGGCUUGCCAGAAGGCCAGCCAAUCAUCAGACCUGUUUCCAACCCAUUGAAGCCAAGAGGCCAUUUGCAAGUGCUAUAUGGUUCCUUGGCACCAGGUGGUUCCGUUGGUAAGAUCACCGGUAAGGAGGGUACCUAUUUCAAGGGUUCUGCUAGAGUGUUUGAAGAUGAGGCCUCUUUCAUCCAUGCCUUGGAGAGAGGUGAGAUCAAGAAGGGUGAAAAGACCGUCUGUAUCAUCAGAUACGAAGGUCCAAAGGGUGGUCCAGGUAUGCCUGAGAUGUUGAAGCCAUCCUCUGCAUUGAUGGGAUACGGUUUGGGUCAGGACGUUGCCCUUCUGACUGACGGUAGAUUCUCCGGUGGCUCUCACGGGUUCCUCAUUGGCCACGUUGUUCCAGAAGCUGCCGAGGGUGGUCCAAUUGGUUUGGUUAAGGACGGUGACAUCAUCGUCAUCGACUCUGACAACAACAAGAUCGACCUGCUUGUGAGCGAUGAAGAGCUCGCUGAGAGAAGAAAGUCAUGGGUCGCUCCUCCACCAAGAUACACCAGAGGUACCCUCUCGAAGUACGCAAAGCUGGUCUCCGACGCCUCCAAGGGCUGUGUCCUGGAUGCUGAUGCUUGA